UCUGCUAAUCAUGUUGCAAAAAACUGUCAUUAUUAUUUAUUAUACUAAAAGUUAGUAUUUGCCUGUGAUUAUUGCAUACCUGACAUCACAGUGUUUGAAAAUAGCUUAAAAUUUAAUUAUCAUAAUAUAGAGGAAUGGAAAUUGAAGGUCAAGAAGUAGAGAAUAAUCUCUAAAUUAUUUAAAAAAAAGAUACAUGCUAAGUUUAAAUUAAAGAACGAGGAAUCUGAAUUGUACUCUACUUUAGUUUUCAAACGCCUUGAAUAUUAUUAAUGCAGAAACAUACGCAGUUGAUUGUUAUAUGAUUUUAAAUAAGCAUUGAUUUCCUGCAAUCACGGUGAUCCGGCGACUACGAUAUAUCCGCGGUUCAGUUAACCGUGUGUCGUGGCGAAAAUCAGUCGCAAUGAUUUUGGCGCUCGGUGCUGUAGUGGCGUUCAUCGCUGUGUACCAAUAUCUUGGAUUGUUACUCACAGCUGUAGUAUUUAUCACUUCUGGAUUGUUGUACCUGUUGAUAUUCCAUACGAGAUGGUGCUAUGUUGCCCUAAAAACUGCUCCAAGAGAUAUAAGAGCUCUCUGGUGUUAUAUAAAAGUAUUACUCAUAGCUUGGAAGUGCAGUAGACAAAAUGCAACAGUACCAGAUAUAUUUCACGAAGUUGUACAGAGAAAUCCCAAUAAGAAUUGCUUUUUAUUCCAAGAAGAAAAGUGGACUUUUAAGGAGGUAGAAGAUUACAGUCUGCGCGUGACAGCAGUUUUAAAGAACCAAGGCAUCAAGAAGGGCAAUAUAGUCGGUCUGUUGACUAACAAUUGUCCCCAAAUGCCUGCACUAUGGUUGGGUGCAACACGUUUGGGCGCUGUUUGCCCACUCAUAAACAUAAACCAGCGAGGCAACGCUUUAAUACAUUCAAUAAACGUGGCUAAAUGCGAUGCCCUCAUAUUUUCCGAAGAAUACCUGUCGGCCGUCCAAGAUGUGUCUAGCCAGUUAGAUCCAAAAUUAAAACUGUAUAAAUUUUCCCACCGUCCAUUGAACGCGCCUAAAUCUCAGAAGGCCAGUGGUGAUGGUAUUCCUGACUUUAUCGACCUUCUGGAGGUCACGCCACCUGCACCAUGGACCAAGGCGGAUGGCUUUGGCUUUCAGGGAAAGCUUCUAUACAUAUACACUUCUGGAACAACUGGAUUGCCGAAAGCUGCGGUUAUAACUACUUCUAGGUUCAUUUUCAUGGUAGCCGGUCUGCAUCACAUGCGUCUUAAUUCAUCUGAUGUGGUCUAUUGCUCGUUGCCGCUGUACCACACUGCUGGUGGCGUUGUUAGCGUUGGGCAGGCGCUCGUCUUUGGCUGCACAGUUGUAUUGAAACCGAAGUUCUCAGCAUCGCAGUUUUUCCCUGACUGCGCUAAGUAUAAGGCAACGGCAGCUCAUUACAUUGGAGAGAUGUGCCGGUACAUCCUAGCCACGCCCCCGUCGCCGGUGGACAAGCAGCACAACGUACGGGUUAUAUUCGGCAAUGGGCUUAGACCUCAGAUUUGGACAGAGUUCGUAACGCGCUUUAAUAUCAAAUACGUCACCGAGUUUUAUGGAGCAACAGAAGGAAACGCUAAUAUUGCCAAUACUGAUGGUACCCCGGGAGCAAUUGGCUUCCUAUCUCGCAUCUUUCCGAGUGUAUAUCCCAUCGCCAUAAUAAAAGUUGAUCAAGAAACUGGUGAACCAAUCAGGAACUCGCAAGGAUUGUGUCAGAUGGCGGGUCCGGAUGAGCCGGGCGUUUUCAUUGGAAAGAUAUCUGCAAAUAACCCGUCUCGGGAGUACCACGGCUACGUUGAUAAGGCGGCCUCUGAUAAGAAGGUUGUCAAGGAUGUCUUUGUGAAAGGCGAUUCCGCUUUUAUAUCGGGUGAUAUUUUGGUAGCCGACGAAUUCGGUUAUCUUUACUUCCGGGAUCGCACAGGCGACACCUUCCGGUGGCGAGGUGAAAACGUCAGUACCAGCGAAGUGGAGGCAGCAAUUUCCAGGGUUGCUAGCCAUAGAGAUGCAGUUGUUUAUGGUGUCCUGGUUCCUAAUACAGAGGGCAGAGCUGGUAUGUGCGGGAUAGUAGAUCACGAAGGAAGUCUAGAUUUAGAGCAACUAGCCCAUGACCUAGCUCGGGAUUUGCCUCCCUACGCCAGGCCUAUCUUUGUGAGAGUCAUGUCCAGUAUGGAUAUGACCGGAACAUUCAAAAUGAAGAAGACAGAUCUACAAAAGGAAGGUUUCGAUCCAAGUUUAACGAAAGGUGACAAAGUCUAUUAUCUGGAUAUGAAACAGAAUAAAUACAUACCUUUAGGACCUCAAGAGUAUGAAUCUAUAAACAAUGGAAAGAUUCGAUUGUGAUUGAAAAUUAAAUGCGUUUUUGGACAUGUAUCAAAUUGGUUAAAGUUAACUGUGAUCGGUUGAAGCUGGUUUUUAAACCACUUUUUGGGAAUAUUUUUCAUUUUGCAAACAAUUUCUUGCUUCUUAAUACUCAAUUCGCUUGUACCUUUAAAAAUUGUGAUAGAGUCCACAUUGCCGCGUAUAUGCCAUAGCUUGUAGUAUUCCUACAUUUGUUAUUAGUUGUUACGUGUUAAAAAAUCGAAUAAUAUGAAACUAAUAAUCUCUCUGUGAAAAAUAUUUAUAAUGUUAUCGAAUAUGUAUUUAAAUUAUGAACCUCAUCAUUGAUCUUAUGAAAACGAGCGUUGAAUAAUGCUACGACGUACACAUGUACGUAGGCCUGCGUAUACGUCUCCAAUUAUUUUGUCUUUAUCACUCUUGUGUGAAUGGGCAAAUAAAUAAACGGGACAAAACACAUUUGCCGAAUGCGUAUAUAAUAUUACCUAGAGCUGAGAAAUCCAUUAACAAUUGAAACCUGCUUACGGCAUUUUAAUCUUGCUUUUAUUUACCAUACAUUUUGUGUAGGUGAUACAAAUUUUGUAUAAAUUCUCAUAGUAAUUGUUAUGUAAUUUUAUCAAGUUAUUAUAGUGGAAGGGGUAAUGUUAGCUAAUAUGAGUGUUCAAUGUGCAUUAUAGGGUUUAUCCAUAUAUUUUAAAUUCAUACUAGGUCCUUCACGAAGGAAUAAAACGAAAUGGGAGUUUGACAAUCAUGUUUCAUACAUUUUGCGCGUUUCUAGGACAACAUUUUACCAUUGGCUCUCAUAAAUUUAUCUAUUUAAAAUAAAAAUUUACAUUCAGAAGUAUAAAUGUAUUUUGUUAUUUCUUUCUAUCAGUGCAGGCCUUUUUCGAGAUUCUGAAAUAUAUAUUAUAAUCUAGUUUAAUAAAGCUUAUGGGUGAACUUAGGUGCUAAUAUGAACAUACUAAAGCUUGCAUGGCUAUGGAGUCUUUAAACUAUCUUAUUGGGAAUUUUAUUUUUAUGAAAAUCGCAGACAUUCAAGACAACAGUUUAGAAACAGUAUUUUAAAUCAAAGGCUAUGUUAAAUUCUAUUUUGAUCUUUUUUUGGUUUCCAGUCUAUAAUUGUAAGACUGACGCAAUCAUUUAUUUAGGUAGUAAGGUUUAGGGUACUGUUAUACUAGUAUUAAAGUUUAUAUUUUUUAA
Messenger RNA from Pieris rapae (cabbage white), 3544 nucleotides. RefSeq names its product long-chain fatty acid transport protein 4. Gene Ontology annotation, biological process: triglyceride homeostasis. The record is from RefSeq and is a predicted model, not a curated record. Gene Ontology annotation, cellular component: endoplasmic reticulum. Gene Ontology annotation, molecular function: long-chain fatty acid transmembrane transporter activity; long-chain fatty acid-CoA ligase activity. NCBI's taxonomy places the organism in Eukaryota, Metazoa, Arthropoda, Insecta, Lepidoptera, Pieridae. Bases 401 to 2350 code for a protein of 649 amino acids. The transcript is spliced from 12 exons.